AUGAUGGCCGACGACGAUCCGUUUGGGAAAAAGCCUGCCAAAAUCGAGAGCCUCGACAUCUUUGGGUCGUCGCGCCGGCGCAGCGACGGUACGGACGCCCCGACAAAGCCGACUUCGAACACACCACCAAAAGUCACCGAGGUCACACCACCCAAGGCGGCAUCUGCUGACAUGACGCCGCCAAGAACGGGCGCACCAGAGAGCGACCUACCUGCGUUUCCUUGGAUGAAGAAGAAAACUGGAGCCGAGCCAGCACCGACACCGAAAGAAAGUCUGCCCGUGUCCGAGACGACCGAGGCGACACCGAGCUUUCCAUGGAUGCGUGCCAAGAACGACGCCUCCAAGCCCACAGACGAGGCGGGGGCCGGUGACCCGCCAGCGACGCGGCGGCGAAGUGCUAAGGCGCCAAAAGAUGCAGAGGAUGUGGAUCGGCUUCUCGCUGACGAGACACCGUCGUUCCCGUGGAUGAAGAAGAAGACGGAAGCGACACCCGAUGUGGCCAAGGCAGAAACGAGUAGCAGUGACAUGCCAUCCUUUCCGUGGUCCAAACCCAAGGUCGACGAGGCUCCGUCGACGACAUCCAAGUCCAAGACGCCACCCAAAACCAAAACAAAACCCCCCGACGACGACGACUUGCCUGAGUUUCCGUGGCUCCAGAAAUCCAAGCCCAAGGAGAAUGCCCCGACACUUCAAGAGGGCAAGGAACCGCCCAAGACCAUACCACUGGCGACGCCAUCUCCCGAGAAGCAUGUGGCGGCGCCGUCGCCGGCGAAAGCGAUUGUCGAGGAGCCCCCCCCGUGGACACGGCCGCGCGUCGACACGGCGCCUCCUCCAGAACCCGAGCCAAUCCGAGUGCCGGACGAGCCCGUGACCAAACCCAGCGUAGUGCUGGAACCAACGACACUGGCCAGCUCGCCAGCACGGUCGGCUCCGAUGCAAGUACCCACCGAGGCGCCGCCCCGUGCACCAUCGCCCGGGUCCCCCCGGCGCACCUCCAUCGAGGCACCACAUUCGCCAACUCACCGCAGUAGUGGCACUGGCUUUGACAAGUCGGCGUCAUCACCACCCAAAGCGGCAUCCGGGUCGCCGACGCGGGCCCCGGUGUAUGGCGGCGACGACGGUGGAGGGCCACAACGGCUCAGCCCUGCGUCCCGGGGCACAUUCCUCGACAACACCGCGAUCGUGCCGGCAUUCAUUUCGCACCAACUCGAAGCAAGUCAAGCGCUCGUCACGAGCUUGGAGGCGCAGGUGCAAGUGCACACCGCCGACAAGACAGCGCUGCAGUCGGCCCACGACCAAGCGCUGGCGUCGCUCACCCACGAGACGGCCCGGGCCGCUGUUUUUGAAAGUGACCUUGCUGCCUCGGUGGCAGCCUGCGCGACGGCAACCGCUGAGGCCACGACACUGCGAGCGGUCAACGCGACUCUGACCGCUCAAGUCGGCGCACUCACGCAAGAAAAACAGGCGCUAAGCACAGAGCUUGCGAUGCUGCGUGUACAAGCUUUGUCGGCAGCCGACUUGCAAGCGCAGAUUGCCCAGCUUCUCCAAGACAAGAGCAUCUUGCAGGCCGAGCUCCAAAGCGUGUCGUCCAAGCUCGUACAAGCGCAGCGCGAUCUCUCGUCGGAGCAAGCUCUCCACGCGCAAAGUGUCGAGCGGUUCAAGCGUCUCGAGCACGAUCGCGCCCAGGAAGCUCUCCAGCAGCAGCGGUGGCGCGACGAGGAGAGCCGGCACGCCGAGAAGGAGGCGGUCGAGCGACUCUUGACUCAAGUCCGCGCGGCCGUGAGCAACCUCAAGGUGCUCCAAGAGCACGUUGUGUUUGGCAAAUCCGAAGCCGACGUGCGCAGCAUGGGCGAGAACGAGUCGCGGUCGCGUCUCCUUCUUGAGAUGGAAGGAAGCUGCAAGGCGUACAUGAGCCGGACACAGGAAGAGUGUCAGCGUCUGCAAUCGCUGCUGUCGGCACUAGAAACCACGAUGCGAUCGCUCCGAGGCGAGCACAUGGAGGAGAAGGAGCGACUGCGCAGCGAGCAAGCGCGUCUCGAAGAGCUCGCGUUGCACUUCAAGUCCCAAACGACACUGCUCCAAGAGCGCACCGACACCAACACCAAAGUCGUGUCGCAAACACUGGCGAGCUAUAUCCAAGACAUUCGCAUUGCCGAAGCACGCAUGCACAAGCGGCGCGAACAGCUCCAGGAAGAAGAGCGGUCACUGCACAUGGCCCGCGCGGCCUUUGCCGCACAGCAAGAAGAGGCCCUUCGCGACCAGCGCAUCGUCCAAGAGCGACACCAAGCCGAGGCGCAGCGCGUGAAUGAAAAGCUCA
This is a messenger RNA of Saprolegnia parasitica CBS 223.65, 2317 nucleotides long. RefSeq lists its product as hypothetical. The record is from RefSeq and is a predicted model, not a curated record. The annotation marks the transcript as partial. NCBI's taxonomy places the organism in Eukaryota, Oomycota, Saprolegniomycetes, Saprolegniales, Saprolegniaceae. The transcript has 9 exons.